This is a messenger RNA of Saxophila tyrrhenica, 1518 nucleotides long. RefSeq lists its product as uncharacterized. Bases 1 to 1518 code for a protein of 505 amino acids. NCBI's taxonomy places the organism in Eukaryota, Fungi, Ascomycota, Dothideomycetes, Mycosphaerellales, Extremaceae. The transcript has 4 exons. The record is from RefSeq and is a predicted model, not a curated record.
AUGGCUGCCACCCCAAAUUGGCCAGGCUGCGCACGCACGACUGAUGAAGUCCAAGCAGACGCAGACGCCGCCACAGAAGUCGAGCGCCAGCGCCUUUUCAGUGAGCAGGAAGAACCUCGCAAGCAAGCCUCCACAGCUCAUCACUUCGACGAAGACGCCAUCGUCGCGUACUGUAAAAGUCCCGAUGCACGUUUGGCAGACGGCAGCGACAAUUCAGUCUUCAGGUACCACCAUGACGCCGUAAUCAAGGAGGGCUGCGUGAUCCUCGAACAGGAGUUCGGGAAUUUGCGAUAUGCAUACCGGAAAGCCGAAGGCCGAUUCGAAAGCCACGACCUCGUCACGGAGUACAUCGAAGGUCCGCUCUGCGACAACCUCGUUAAACCCGAGACCAUCGACAAAAUCGCAAAAAUCAUCGAGCAUAUCUCCACCUUCCGUUCAGACCAGCCGGGCCCUGUCGGUGGCGGCUCGUCAUGGGGCCAGCUGUCUUGGGACGAGCCGCCUCUAUACGAAAAUAUCGCCGAAAUGGAAGAGUACUGGAAUCGCCGCCUCAGGAUUCAGAAACGGAAGUUCAUAAACGCUUUUGUAAACGCGUCGAUGGACUUCAAGACCUCGCAAUUGGUCUUUGUGCACAUGGACAUCUCACCUCGCAACAUCGUCUGCUGUUCCGAUGGCCGACUGUCUCUCCUCGACUUUAAGCACGCGGGCUUCUACUCACGAUGCUUCGAGCGUCUCUGUCUGCGUAACACCAAUUGCGGCGAAGAUCUCGACUACUCGAACGCGAUGGUGGCGAAUGUACGGUUGAGCGAGGAGGACGCCGUGCAAGAGGAGAAGAUGGAGCAGGCGAUUUGCAACAAUGUGGGGCAUACUGUCCAUCAAAUGAGACCUACGCCGCCACCAUUGAACCCUCCGCCUGCAGUCCACUUCGACGAAGGCGCCAUCGUAGCGUACUGUGAGGAUCGAGGAGCGCGCAUGGCGGACGGCACCUUCUUCUCCGCGAACUGUUUUGCCUACGACCACCUCGACCACACACUGGUUAGAGUCCCAAAGGUCUAUCACUGCUUCAACGCGGGCCGCAAACAGUACGUUGUCAUGGAACACAUUGAAGGCACACCCUGUGACAACCGUGGGGGGCCCGAGACCAUCGCACAGAUUGCAAGAAUGAUAGACCACAUCUCAUCCUUCACUCCAAGCCACGAUACAAGCUAUCCACCCGAUCGUCCUGGACUAGUCGAAUGUGGCGUCACACAAGUUCUGCUGUGGGAGAACGAGGCGACGGAGAUCAUCAGUAUGGAGCAACUGGAGGAGUACUGGAAUCGCCGGCUGCGCUUGACUGAGGGAAAGGAUGCGAGGAUGGGGUUCGAGAAGUCGCAAUUGGUCUUUGUGCAUGGAGACAUCGCGCCUCGUAACAUCAUCUGCUGCCCGGACGGCAGGCUUGCUCUUCUCGACUACGACUGGGCCGGCUUUUACCCAAAGUGCUUCGAGCGCGCCACGAGGCGACUCAACUUGCAGGGGGGGUGA